Molecule: messenger RNA, 477 nt
Organism: Dovyalis caffra
Lineage: Eukaryota; Viridiplantae; Streptophyta; Magnoliopsida; Malpighiales; Salicaceae
Source: the annotation of a GenBank genome assembly
GUUUCUACGAUGCCACAUCACAUUGCCAAUAAAGGAAAUGAAAUUAUGGUAGAGCAUGUGGAACAUGAUUUCAUGCAGAUAGAAUUGAUUCAGUCACCGCUGGUAAACAGGGUAGGGACACAUAAAUCCCAAACUCAGUUGAUAAAGGAAAAAAGGACUGAAAAUAAAAAUUCCACAGUGGUAGGCAGUGGGCAAUCGACCAUAAAAAUAAUGGAUGAUAAUUGGGUUACUACAGCUGUUCUAGAAAAUGCUUGCAGAAAUGACAUUAUAGAGACUCUUUCCUUAGCAGAAGCAACCCCAAAGGAGAAGAUCAAUACCAUCAACGCAAUCGAAUGCUUGAAUAUGAUUAAGUACCAUAGCAUGGAUGAUGGUAUACUAAUAGAGCAUAUGGAGCCUGAUUUAUCUCCUCAUGCAGCGUCAAAAGGGAGUAAGGAUAUAGAUGAUAAUUUAUCAUGGGUUACAGAGGGUUAUAGAUAG